Messenger RNA from Sphaeroforma arctica JP610, 1956 nucleotides. RefSeq lists its product as hypothetical. NCBI's taxonomy places the organism in Eukaryota, Ichthyosporea, Ichthyophonida. The record is from RefSeq and is a predicted model, not a curated record. The transcript has a single exon. The coding region runs from base 1 to 1956 and encodes 651 amino acids.
AUGAAGUCUGUGCCGAAGCGCAAUACGAAACCAAAAGCCUCAUCGAGUUCACUAGACCAAAAAACUAAGCACCCAGGUACCGAUGAUAUUAUGUCGAAUGAGUCGAGCGCAUCAACUAGGCACAGAAUGGUGGAGAAGGCAGACCAGCCCAUGAAACAGACGGCUGAAAGUGACACUAAACGAAACCCUCGGAAGGCAAAAUCUGCACAGUAUGAGAUUCCGCCGUACGACAAAAAACAGAUGAGUUUAUCGAGAACGGCUCAGAGGAGUGAAGGACAUAGUGACAGUAUGGUUAAACCCGCUUUGGAUACAAUGAAGAGUAAAAGUACUCUAGAAACAGAGAAUUCGACUCCUGCAAAAGAGAUGCGGACGCCAACAGGUACUAAGAAGGAUGAAGUCUCCCUCGUACCUUGGGGCAUAGACAUGUCGGGGAUGCUGAAUGACUUCAGAGAUAUCUGGGCUUCGCCAUCCGAAUUUAUAGUAGAGAAUCUGAUGGUGGGCAAAGGAACCAGUGCUAUAGAGAGCGAUGAGGAUGAAGGGGCUGGCAGCAGUAAAGAUAAGAGAGAAAGUAGGCAGCUGGUGACCAAACAAGCUCUCACCACGCCGAUUAAGAGGUUGGGGCGCGACUCCGUACUCUUGGAGAGAGAAAAGAAGGCUAUGCCGUGGGAUGGUAUAGAAUCGGACAGUGAGAUGGAUGGUGUGGAAUCGGGCGGGCAGAUAAGCGGCCAAUAUCAACCCACGCAGGUAAACAAGGAUGGUGAUGAUUCAUAUUCUACGAAUGGUAGUACUCGACCAAGGUCAUCCAAAGAAUAUUCGAGACUGAAAAAGACAGCUAAAGAUCAUAUAGAUGGCAACGAUAGCGAGGUCGGUAAGGAAGAAACGUACCGUAUCCGUGACGGAGGAUUAUUGAGCGCAGAACAGGGCGAAAAUGUGUACACGCACGGGCUCAAACAGGAGAGCGCAUCGGAUCUAUCAGGUAUGAACACAUUCAUGAAUGGUCUAUACAUGGUCUCCAAGUACAUACUAGACGAUGAGGACGAUUCCAGCAAUGGUCUGCCUCGGCAUGAUACACACGCACUUAAGCGGGAAAGAGUACGGUCUACUGAUGAGAGCUCCUCUGUAGUAAAUAGUAAGCAACCUCUAGGUAAACGCUCAGGUAGCAUACACACUGUGGGGGUGGAGAAGUCUGUGAGCGAGGGCUUUGAUCCGCUGGGGGCUACUGUAGCUGGCCCUAGUACCGAACUUCCUAGUAGUAGUAGUAAUUAUGAUGGACUAAGCACGUGGAGAAAUCGGGUAAAGACUACUAGCAAGAGUUGUGAAACUGAAGCUGACGGAGAUCAGUUAGACUCUAACCCUAGAGCCACAGGACAGAGUGCCUGGGCCAAACGACAGGCACAAAAGCAUGGCGCAGAUAGUAGCGGUGCACGACGUGCAACAAGAACAACUAGCAGAUCAUCGGAGAAAAAGGUUGGACCGCGGAUAGGAGGAAAUACAGAUAGAAGGGGGCUCCACAAUGAGCAGUUGGCACAGAAGAAUAUGGAGUCUGACGUAGGGUUUUACGACCAGGUGAGACUGAGACCUGAUAUAGAACGGAAGAAACCCAAAGAAAACGGUACCAAGGGAGUGUUGGUGCAGCAGCCUGAACACGCGCAGAUACAGACCUUCAUGCUGGAAAAUGUGUACCGAGGGGAUGGAAUCAAACCGCGCCGCACCGGGGAAGUGAUUGGGACGAAACGUGGCCGGGAGAUCUACACAGAGGUGGCUGCAAGGCGUGGUGGAGGCCAUGCUACUAAACCCGGGACUAACACGGUAAGCGUGGGCGUGGACGAUCGCGAAAGUGAAAGUGAAAGUGAAAGUGGGUCAAACAGGGAUGAGGACAGACAGGACCAAGGAAGUGUGGUGCAAGUGGUUGGUGCUUUGGCCUCCAUACUGAGUCCAAUCGAUUGGUUUGCUUAG